UUGUGUCAGAAUAUUUACUUUUUACAGACUACAUGGGUGCUUCGUUAUUACGUUCUUCGACAUGCAGAAAUUUCUGAUCCAGAGGCAUUUAUAUUAGAACAGCAUGAAAACUCUACUGCUUUGUCGAAAGUACGAAAAGUAUUGGAUUUACGUCGUGUUUUACAGGUAGACACAAACAUUUCUCUGAAAGUUGGAAGCCAAAAUUGGAUUCUUGCCAUUCAUUACAAAGCAAAACAUGGUGGAAAAGUAAAGGUCAUUUAUUUGGCAGCUCAUAGCGAAGCAGUUAGUUCUAACUUCUACACUAGUUGA
Molecule: messenger RNA, 309 nt
Organism: Thelazia callipaeda (thelaziosis nematode)
Lineage: Eukaryota; Metazoa; Nematoda; Chromadorea; Rhabditida; Thelaziidae
Source: the annotation of a GenBank genome assembly